This is a messenger RNA of Anneissia japonica, 3227 nucleotides long. RefSeq names its product neuronal acetylcholine receptor subunit alpha-7-like. Gene Ontology annotation, biological process: regulation of membrane potential; nervous system process; chemical synaptic transmission. NCBI's taxonomy places the organism in Eukaryota, Metazoa, Echinodermata, Crinoidea, Comatulida, Comatulidae. The record is from RefSeq and is a predicted model, not a curated record. The transcript is spliced from 7 exons. Gene Ontology annotation, molecular function: transmembrane signaling receptor activity; neurotransmitter receptor activity; extracellular ligand-gated monoatomic ion channel activity. Gene Ontology annotation, cellular component: synapse; membrane; neuron projection. The coding region runs from base 744 to 1982 and encodes 412 amino acids.
UUUUUUUGUGGUGGCGGGUGCCCUGAUUGGCCAAAAUUAAGAUUUUAUUUUUUAUUCGAAAUCAUCAUUAUUGGAGGGCGGCGGGUUUGCUAAACAUGUAAAAAAAAUCCGCCUAAAUAUAUAUGAGAAACCUCUGGACAAAAUGAUAUAACUGCGUUUUAAUACGUUUGAGAUGUAACCGUGGUACUGCGGACUAAGUGCUAGACUAAGUGUGCAAGAACACGACACACGAAUGCACAAAAUGUAGUUUUAAUAUUGAUGGAAAUUGACAGGUUAUGUCACAUGUGGCCUCCUAUAAAUUAUUCCACCGUUUAUAAAAUAAUAGUUAAGAAAUUUAAUCAUAGGGCGGUGUGUAAAUCUAAAAUUGUAUGUUAGGUAUCACCACAGCAUUAUGAAACAGGAACAAUUACAAAAGACAAGCGUAAUUAAUAAUAAAGUAAGUCUGAUUAGUUUGGUCAUUGAUUGGUUAACAAUUAUAGCAGAGCUAUAAGUGUGAACAAGAGAAAGUGUCAGUAGUAUGAAAAGCUUGGGAGGAGUCAGUGUCAAGCAGACAAAAUAAUUUUCUAACAAUAGGCCUAUAACAAAGGUUUUUUACUGUAUAGCAAUUCGAUGGAUUCUCUCUUCGUUAUUUUCAUGAAUGCUACUGAACAAUUUAGUCGAAACGUGGAGAUACAACACAGCUGUUUUUUUAGAGCCUAUAAUAGUUUACUGCCAUUCCUUGCCUUUGUCAAUCAAGCAGCACCAUGUUGAAAUUGGAUUUAGCAUUUUUACUACUGACAGCGCAAUUUCUAUCAGUAAACAGCAUUUCAAAUAUUUUCAUCACAAAAAACAAUGAAACUCUUAUAACUGAAGCACUUUUAGACAGCAUUGGACCACCGACAAAUCGACCCGUACUUGACGAGGCUACAAUAGUCAAUGUAUCGCUGUCAUUUGUGUUAACACAGAUUAUUGAGCUGAAUGAUAUGCUUCAAGAACUCAAAGUUGCUGGUUGGUUUACAAUGACAUGGAAAGACGAACGAAUCGGAUGGAAUCCGUAUGAACAUAAUGUCAAGUGUGUUAAAAUUCCCGUAGACAGCAUUUGGAAACCCGAUUUAACUCUGGACAACAAUAUUGACGAGGAAUACAAUCAGUUUUUACCAAAUACACCAGUGGAGGUAUGCUCAGACGGAAAUGCAAAAUACGCAGCGUAUUCUAUUUUUCGAAGCUCCUGUCAUAUUAACAUCGAAUUAUACCCAUACGACAAUCAAACAUGCCGUCUACGAUUUUCUUCUUGGGUUCACAAUAUGCUUGAACUAGAUGUUCACCCAAAAUUGCGUUCUCUGGAUCAAGCGGAACAGUUUGAUGAUAACGGGAUCUGGGAGCUAAUUGGUGUGGAUGGAAAUCGAGAGGUGGAGAAAUACAAGACAGGCGCUAACUCGUUUGUGUACGCCGUCUUUACCUUUUACCUCAUGAGACGUCACGAGUUUCAGUUACUAUUUGUUUUGAUUCCAUACUUUUUCUGUUCCUUUCUCAUCUGCUUGAUGUUCUUUAUUCCUAUGGAGAGUGGUGAGAAAUUAUCGUACGGAAUAACAGCUGUAUUAGGAAUGAUCGUCUUUCAAGAAAUCAUAGCGUUUUCGUUACCCCCUGUUGGCAAUGAAUCUACCAUUGUUGGAAAGUACUUCACCACAGUUAUCUGCCUUGGGAUCAUAUCAGUUUUUAUUGAAAUUUUGGUUAAUAACGUAUACAUGCAAGGUAAUGUAUAUAAAGCUAGCAUGUAUUUACUAAAGUGGUGUCGUUCUAAAUCGGCAUUCAAUUCGAAGGCGGAAAACGACAACCACUGCACAGCGCAGACAGAAGAAUCCCAAAAUUCCAUGGCAACAACGGCGGACGAAAAGCACACCUUAAAUUUACAACAUUAUUGUGCCAUUUUUGAUUUCUACUUUGGAAUUUUAUAUUUUGCUUUGUUAUUAAUACUCAUGUUCUGGUUCUUUAUAGUAAUCUGAACUGUAGCCCUUUUAAGUAUAACUCUAUUCACAACGCUAGAGAAGUCCGGUAUUUAAAUAAUCAACCAUCAACCGCCUUUUGGAUAUUGUUGCAUAGGUCCCACAAAACGACAGUGUACUAAUAAAUAUACGUGCAUGCGUUUGUUUUAUAACACGUUUGUUUGUAUGACACGCACGUAUAGGGCCUGAUAGCGUUGUUGAUGAUGAUGAGAAUGAUGAUGAUAAUGAUAAGGAUAAUGAUAAGGAUAAUGAUGGUAAUGAUGAUAAUGAUGAUAUUAUGAAGAUGUUGAUGGAGAUGAUGUUGAUGACUAAGAAACGGAUAUUGUUAUAAACUUUUUUAAGCCUUUGGGUGUAAAGCUGCACAGAUAUUGUUUAAUACAGAUCCCGCGUUCCUAUAAUUGUUUUGUGAAUAUGUUAGUUAUUUUAACACUAUAAUUCAAUAUAACAUUAUAUAUCUCAUUUAAAAAAUGGCCAUUGUAUAUAGUUACUUUUGGUGCUGGCUGUAACUGGAUGUAAGUGCGUUGGUAUUGGCUGUCGAUGUUUUGAUUCCAUUGUUGGUAUAAAUGCAUAUAAAAGUAUACAAAUAAUGAAUGUUUUUGAGAGCAUGUCAUCCGAACAGAGUAGUUAUUUCUACGAUGAAAACAUUAUAUUAGGUAAAGGCAUCCAAUAAUAUACAAAUAAUUAAUGUUUAUGAAUGCAAUGAUAAGAAUAAUAUGUUCAUGAUUUUGAAGAUUGACUGUUCCAUUCAAAUAGGCGGAGCCGAGUUGAAUGGACCAGUCAAUCUUUCAACGAAUGGAAAUAUGCUUUCUAUUGCGCUUAUAAAAAAUAUUCAUUAUUUGUUGUAUAACACACCUAAAUAGAUCCUUGUCAUUUGAUAUAUUAUGAAAAAAUCUACAUUUUUUUUUACCAAUCAAAAGAUUGUAUUAGGAUGAAGUUAUAUCGUAUCGUAUCCGUGGAAUGGAGCGAAACGAAUGACCGAAUAUGUAUGGAUGAGAGUAAAAAUGAACGUUGGAAGUAAAUUUCCAUGAUGAUUAAAGAGAGUUAAAUAACCAAUGUCAGGUGAUACGAAAUCCACCGAUCAAACGACAAGGAUCUAUUUGGGUGUGGUAUAUAACACAAAUAAUAGAACAAUAAUGAAUAGAAGUGGAACUAAAUUGAAUGAUGCAAGUCAAAAGGGAAAUAAUUUGCUAUUAAAUGAUGUAAAUACCCAGUGUCACGUGAUAAUAAAAUCAACCCAAUAAUGCA